GAGAUCUGAAACGGCAGGGAAGAGCGUGCUAUUGCGCGAUACUGAAAUGUGAAACAGCAGUUCGUGAUGUCAAACUGAAAGCUGCUUAUCCGAGUAUUUGACUUUCCCUGACGCAACGCGUGUGGUUCAAUCUUAAUUGUCAGCAUGAAUCGUUAUUAAACGCAUGUAAUUUUUAGCCAGGUUCAGUAAUGGAGGUGAAUUCGAGCUGUGCGUCUCCUAAAGAGGAGGGCGAGCUGGAGGACGGCGAAAUCUUCGACGAUGAGCCGCAGACGCAGCGGCAACAGAAUGUUCGGCCUCCGCGACGCACCCGAACCAGUCGAGGCAUGAUGAACAAGAGAGCGCGUUUACCCGGGCCUAUGGUCAAAAACAACGUUAUAGUACCGAUAAGAACUAAUUUGCCCGGGCCCAUGAUCCCCACCUCCCCGCAUACAGCCUUCCCGCCUGGACUUCGGCCGAUCACAGGGCACGGACAGGCCGCGCCGCGUUCCGGCUUCUGGGAGCGCAGCCACGGCGCGCUGGGCCGCUUCAGAUACCGCAUUCACCACGCGUCAGACUGGACUCGAGACUGGCCAGAGCGAUUCUCCGAGAACCACAGCGGCAGAACCGAAUCUCCAUGCAGGAAACAGAAAGCAGGUGGCAGAUGUGUGGUGAAGUGGACAGUUGCUCCUAAAGUAGAGACUGUGGAUGAGAGCUUUGAAGAUCUGCUGCUGAAGUACAAACAGAUUCAGGUAGAGCUUGAAUGCAUCCGCAAGGAGGAGCGAAUGGCCCUGAAAGACGAGGACACACAUGAUCAGCGCUCGGCAGGCACCAACAGCGACCUGCCGAGCGUCACGAUAGAGGAGACCAUUUCUGCUGUGACGGAGCAGAAGAAAAUGUUUCAAGCGUUCAACAUCAAACUGCUCAGACAGAAGCUGUUGAGCCCUGCUGAACGAGACGCACUCAACAGCAGAAGCGCUCCGGAGGUCCAGAGACAGGACAAUGAUGAGAUGAAGGACACCAGUCAAGAUGAUGAUGUGAAGGAUGAGUCAGAAGCAGAUCUCAACAUCUCUACUGUGAGUGAAGUGUUCACAGUUGCCCACAACAAGGUAAAGGAGGAAGAGGACGACUUGUCAGAGCUACAGCUGCGUCUCUUAGCUUUGCAGUCUGCAAGCAGGAAGUGGCAGCAGAAGGAGCAGCAGGUUCUGAAGGAGAGCAGGGAGAAGAUCACUAAAGCUGUCAAAGUGUCUCAGGACAAGAGUAGCUCUCCAUGUGACAGGAACCAGAUGAACAGCAGAACAAACACUGUAGUGUGCAGAUCACAGGACAGAGUCAGACCUGCAGCGAAACCAGCUCCAGACAAGACCAAACCAGCAGCCAAAGCAAAGAAACCUGCACACAUGACAAAGCAGGCAUGGAGGAAGCAGCAGCUGCGCACGUGGAAACUGCAGCAUCAGAGACAACAAGUAGAGCAGAGACACAAACAAGAGGAAGAGGAGGAGAGGAAGAAGAGAGAGGAUGAAAUCCGGAAGAUCAGAGAUCUGUCUAAUCAGGAUGAGCAGUACAACCGCUUCAUGAAGCUGGUGGGAUCUAAACAUCGCUCACGCAGCAAGUCUUCAGAUGCUGAUCAGAGGAAACUGCUUAAACAGAGUCUGGACACAUCAGGAAACCUCUACCAGUAUGAUAACUAUGAUGAGGUCGCUAUGGAUACUGACAGUGAAACAAACUCACCAGCCACAUCCCCAACACAUGAUGUAUUUCCUGUGUUUCCUCUGGAGUCCACACCUCUCAGACAGGGUUUGGAGCAGCACUAUCUGCAGCAGAUGGAGUUUGUUCGUUCAGCUCCUUGUCCUCCUUUGCCCCCGCUGCCACCCCCAGAUGAAGCAGAGCCACCACCGAAGCCUCCAUUUGCUGAUGAGGAGGAGGAAGAGGAGAUGCUGCUGAGAGAGGAACUGCUCAAAUCCCUGGCGAACAAGCGCGUUGUUAAAGCAGAGGACGCAUCCAGUAGCAGUGGUCCACCCUCUCCUGCUCUGAGACCAGCAGUUCAGCCCAACACCUGGAACAACCUCACUGCAGUUAGCCUCAACACUGUCAUCUCGCACGCACGAGCGCUCAAGUUUGUGCGGGGUCAUCCUGCUCCUAAAGCUCCGUUUGUGUUGCCUCGGCACAAGACCGUGGUGGUGUGUCUGAACGCGUCUGACGACAGCGACUCUGACGGCGAGAGCUGCAAUCCUGCUCAGAGUGUGUUCGGAGGGCUGGAGUCCAUGAUUAAAGAAGCACGCCGAACUGUAGAGGCAGCCAAACCUAAUCAUUCAGUGUCAGAGAAGAACAACCCAGUGAAGAGUGCAGAAGCACUGCCUGAUGUUAAGAAGGUGGAGUAUCGCUGGCUAAGGGAGGACAUGAGCAGUGGGGAGAAGCAGAGAUUGAUAGUGUCCUCAUCUCCUGUGGACUCUGACUCGGAGCUGGACAUCAGAGGAAGAGCAGCAGACCUGCAGGAGAAGUUCAAUCAACACAAAGCUCAGCUGAGUCAAGAUGAGUCUCUGUUGAAGCAGCUUCUGCAGCAGGAAAUUAAGAAGAAAGAGUCUCUGAAAGCAGCCGAGGCAAAAGUGAUUCGACUCAAAGAGCAGAUGCUGGCAUCGGAGAAGAUUGUGAGUGCCAAUAGAGUCCUGCUCAAGAAACUACAGGAACAGAUUCAGCGAGUUCAGCACCGUGUGACUGUAAAGCAGCAUCAGUCUGAAAAGCUGGAGAAAGAUCUGGCUCAAGAAAAGGCUGCUACUGGUCCUGCUGCAGUAAAACGCAGCAAAUCUGCUGCAGUCUACUCGGCGGUAAAGGUUCGGCGUUUGGAUUACUCAGAUACACAUUAUGCAGAGCUCAUCACGCAGAAGAAGCGUUUGCAGCAGCUGGAGUCUGAAUAUGCCCUCAAGAUUCAAAAACUAAAAGAAGCUCAGGCGUUACGACAGGCCGAGCCACGACCCACUGCUCCACAGACAGCCAGCACGCUGUACCCAUUGCCGCAACCCUCGCUUCAUGAUCUGACGCAGGAUAAACUCACCCUGUCCAGCGAGGACGUGGAGGCCGAGGACGAAGAGCAACAGCAGCAGGUUCCCGUUGCAGUGACGUCCUCGAACCGCCGGCGAUCGUUCCAUGAAUCCGGCUCCUUCACCAAACCCAAAUUGUGCCAUCUGGACAUGCCCGCUGCAUUGCCCGUGCCCGUCAAACACACUAAAGUAUCUUCGUACAGCACAGCUGAUCUGCCAACACUGCUGCUGGGACUGAAUGUGCAGGACCUGCGGCAGAGGUACCAGCACUGUGCUGGACUCUCAGUGCUUCUGCAGGAGGAGAUGAGCUCUCUCUGCGGUGUUGUGGAUGACAGAAAGCAUCUCGGGAAGGUCGUGCAGGUGGAUUUUGAACCAAUGGCAGCUCAUCAGACCCGAGUGGAACCAAAAUCGGAACCAUUGGGACCAUAUCACAGUCCUUUACUAGUCUUUAAAUCAUACAGGUUCAGCCCAUAUUACCGGACUAAAGAGAAGCUUUCACUGCGCUCCGUGACCUACAGCAAUGUUAUCGAGCCAAAGAAGUGUUUCUGUCGCUUUGAUCUAACUGGCACGUGUAACGCUGACGACUGCCCAUGGCAGCACAUGAGGAACUGCACACUGACAGAGAGUCAGUUCUUUCAAGAUAUCCUUUCCUACAGCCUGCCUCUGAUUGGCUGCCUGGAGACCAGCUGCACCAGUGACAUCAGCAGCGCCACAGAGAAAUAUAUGAAGAAACUGUUAGGGGCAAAUAAGGAUCGUAUGGGAACAGACCAGAAGGCUGUUCUGCUCGUGAGCAAAGUCAAUGAGAGUUUAAAACACAUUCCUCCUUUCACCACAUAUAAAGCUCCGAGAAGAUGGAGACCUGAAGCUCAGAGAGUGAAGACAGAUGAUCAGGAAGAUGAUCAGGCCACUGUAGAUGUCACUGUUCCUGUACGACACGAUGUUGGUGUGCAGGAGCGCUGGUUGUCCGCUGACAUAUGCAUCACUCAGGAUGAUAACCGAUAUUUUGACAGUGAGACUGAUGACAUCAGUAAUCUGGAGACCAGUGUAUUGGAGAGCCCAAACGAUGUGCAGCUGUGGAUCAAACUGGCCUUCAAAUACCUCAACCAGAAGGAUAUCUCCAUGUCGGAGUGCCUGGACGCAGCAUUGAACACACUGUCUCGUGCUCUGGAGGAUAACCGUGAGGAUGCUGAGGUGUGGUGUUACUAUCUGACGCUGUUCUCACGGCGAGGUAGCAGAGAGGAAGUUCAGGAGAUGUGCGAGAUGGCUGUGGAACACGCGCCGCAUUAUCACGUCUGGUGGACUUACAUGAGUGUGGAGAUCGGUUUUGAGGGUAAAGAUUACGUGUGCAGCCGUCUGAUUGCACACCUGCUGGAGACACAGUCGCAUGACGUCAGAUCGGAUGUGCACUCGUUUCAGCUGCUGGAGUCUGUGAUGUUUCGCGUGCAGCUCAGUGUGUUCACAGGCCGACCGCACAACGCUCUCAACAUUCUCAAGAGCGUGCUGGCUUCAGGCUCUGUAUCGAGAGUUGCAGAUUGUUUAACUGUGCCGGAUCGGUGUUUGAUGUGGCUGUCAUAUAUUUACAUGACUGAAUUCAAACGUCUGCCGCCGUGUUUGUACGACCCCUCCAACUCCAACCCCUCUCGAAUCAUGUGCACAGAUCCGUUUGUCAUUCCCUGGAGAACAGCUCAAGAUAUCCAAACACCCACUGACGUCAUCAUCGGUCUGUUUGAAGAUGCUGUAUCACACUGUACAGAUGAGCGUUUGUCCAGCAGUGAACAGAUUCAGGCCAGUUUUCCUCUUCACUCAAACCUCAUUCAUUUGUUCCAGCUGCUGGACAGACAUCAGGAGGCUGUUGCUCUGUGUGAACGUCUGCUGGCAGUGUGUCCACUCUACUGCCCUCUGCUGGACCUCACCAGUGACCUGCAUGCCUCAACUGGACACACGGAUAAAGCCAUAGACGUUUGGAUGCACGCUCAUCUUGAGAGCUCCAGAGAUGCUCGCAUAUUUUACCAGCUAAUCAAGUGUUUGCACACUCUGGGGACGUCCAGUGUUAUGAAGGAACUUUUUGAUAAGUUCAUGUGCUCGUUCUGUGAAACUGUACCAGAUGAGCUGACGUCUCUAGAUGUGCUACGUCAUAUUCUUGGCAUUCUGACUCGAGAAUUAAUGAGAGCUCCAACACUCAAAGAUCAUCUUCAGGAUGAGAUGAGAGAUCAGCUGCCGUAUCUGCAUCUCAUUCACUGUUUUUGGGAGUCUAUUUAUGGCGGUGUGAGAGAGACCAUUGAAGCAUUUGAAAAGGCUUUGGGAACCAUUACGAAGCUGGAGUUAAUCAACACACUUUGGCUAGACAGUUAUCUGUCAUUUACCAGCAGUAAGGUGUUGGGGCUGCAGCCCAGUGUUCGUGAGCUGAAGAUGUUUACAGGUCUGGUGCACCGUUGCCUGGAAACGGUGCCAUCCAGACUGACUCUGCCCUUCAGCUCCUCACAGUAUUGGAAUUGUUUCAGCUUCCAUAACAAGGUGAUAUCCUUCUAUUUGGGUUGUUUCCCUCAAUCCCAGCAUUCCCUUGUCCUGGAAAGACUUCAGCAUAUCAUGCCAAACAAUACUGAACUGGCCAUAAGGUUGCUGCAGCAGGAAUGGCAGGAUGGAAAUGUUGAACAUUUUAAAUUGCAAAGCAGAAUGUUGUGCAGUAGCAUACCAACAUCUCUGGCCAUCUGGAAAAUAGCGAUUGCUGUAAGGAAGGAGCAAAGGCAAAAAGCAGAGGUCCAGCGGUUCUACCAGCAGGCGCUCCAGAAACUGCCCCUGUCUGCUUCUCUAUGGAAAGAUUGUUUGCUGUUUGAGGCGGCAGAAGGAGGUAAAACUGACACACUGAAAAAAAUAAUUGACAAGUGCCAAGAGGUGGGCGUGAGUCUAAAUGAGCCGCUAGGGUUAGAGCCAAGCCAAUCAGAGUGACACGAUCACCAGAUUCCCAUAACAAGGGUACAUGCUUCCAUUAGACCACCCCAAACUUCCACAGAUACACAGACACGUGUGUUAGGUUAGAUUGCCGCAGGCUGACAUGCCUGUAAUGGCAUACUCAGUAUUACUAACAAAGCCAGUGAAGACACUAUGAGCUUCAAGUUAUCCAGUAUGUGGGCCUCUUUUAUCAUCAUGUACGUAAGUAUGAAUUUGCUGAUGAUACCAGUUGCUUCCUUUUUUAUUUUUUUUAUUUUUUGGUUUGUGUGUUCCAUUUGUACACUAACACAUUGUUUUAAUUUGGUUUAUCUUUAACAUUGCGUCAUCAUUGAUGGACUUUGACUGUUUUUAAGGUGGCUUCCUUCCUCUAAAUAUACUCGAUUUUCUCAUGGUGUCUCAACCAUGUCUUGUGAAGGAUUACAUUAACUCCAUUUGAGAGUUUAAGGGCUCAGCAGUGUUUUGUUUUUUUUUUCUUUCUUUUUUUUUUUUUUCCCCAACUAUGGAUUGAAAGGGCCGCUGGAAGUAUUUGAUUCACCAGUGUCCGUGUAUGGUUGGGAACUUCUCUACGGACUGCCAAAUGUUGCUGAAGCUCAGCAUGUCUGUAGUCAAGGACUUCGGCAAGACAUUCAACUUUUUAUUUAAAACUUUCUUUUCCAUCACCAAUAAAAAUUUAAAAAAAAAUCCACACACACACGUUGAUUAACAAACUGCUGGAAUAGUCUUGUAUGAUAAUGUUUUUCUUUACAUUUAUAAUUGAACAAUGUUUCUAUUAAAUUAUUUUGUACAGAAAUAUGCUGUUGUGUGUUU
Messenger RNA from Xyrauchen texanus (razorback sucker), 6770 nucleotides. It is a transcript of the gene zfc3h1, whose product is annotated as zinc finger C3H1 domain-containing protein. The transcript is spliced from 35 exons. Gene Ontology annotation, molecular function: protein binding. Lineage: Eukaryota; Metazoa; Chordata; Actinopteri; Cypriniformes; Catostomidae. Gene Ontology annotation, biological process: RNA processing. Gene Ontology annotation, cellular component: nucleus; exosome (RNase complex). The coding region runs from base 189 to 5960 and encodes 1923 amino acids. The record is from RefSeq and is a predicted model, not a curated record.